AUGGCCUCCCGACACAGUUUGUGUACCCUGUGGAAAUUAGACAUAGCGCCUCGCGGAUUUUCUCCCAGGAAUCAGCUUUGGUAUUCGCAACUGCUUUCGCUGCUGCCUUGCGUGCCUCGGCAAAUCGCACGCGACUGGCAGCUGUACAUCUUGUAUCCACCAGGAACAUUUUUCGGACAUCCAGGAGGCAGGCCAACCCGUUUAAAUCCGCAGCAUUCGGCAGCAGCCGCGAGUUUGAUGUUACCAGUAAAACUGGUCCAUCUGCGUCACUGGGGCUUCGUGUACUCUGUUCUGGGGCUGCCGACGAUCUACUGCGUUGCUUUCUCGAACACACAGGUCUGUCAGAAGGACGAGCCCAUAAUGCCCAUUCGCUUUCAGUGCGGCAACAUGGUGGAAACAGCGGAAGGAAUCAUGGAGAAAGUUUAUGGACCUUACACCGGCGACGGAUGGAGCCCUAAGCCUUUUGCCGAAAAUAAGUCAAGAUACUUAUGGACCGAUGCAUACGGAGUGGCCAAUUAUCUUACGCUGUACUGUGAGACAAAAAACGAUACUUUUUUGGCUCGAGCCCGAAAGCUGAUCGAGACGGUGCACGAUAGCUUGGGGAAAACGCGAGACAGCAGCAAGCGGUUGGGAUCAGCGACGGAUGACCGUCCCCUUCUCGGUGGUUUACGCAUUGGAAAGCCAAAAGACGAAGGCCCUGGCAUGGAUGAGGACGGUCAGUACUACCAUUACUUGACAAAGUGGAUGUUUGCUCUCAACAGAGCGAGUAUCGUCAUGAAGGAACCGAAAUUUAACGCAUGGGCCAUUGAUCUGGCUAAAACUGUGCACCCAAAGUUCGUCAGAGAAACGAAUCACGGUCUGCGAAUGUUCUGGAAGCUAAACAUCAAUUUGACUACUCCUCUGGUGCACAGCCAGGGCGGCCUUGAUCCGUACGAUGGUUACACCAUGUACCGUAUACUUGCUGAUACAGCGAACGAUAAAGACAUUUUGAAAAAUGAAAUCGACCAGAUGAAGCAAAUGGUGAAUCAUAGUAUAUACAGCACCAGCGACUGCUUGGACGCUGGUGAAGCACUUUGGCUGGCUUCUUGGUAUCCGGAUGAAUCCUGGAGCAAACAGUUGUAUGUCCAAGCAUUGAGGACGGUCAACAGCCUGUGGGACAGCGGCGAGUUCAGCAGCAAGGUCAGAUAUCGAUUGGCAUUUCGUGAGUUUGGAACGACCAUCGGGGUCCAGAUGCAUACAGAUGCCCAGUGGUGGAACACCUGGAAGCAGCGGGUUGCCGAAAUACAUGCUUGCUGGGCAGAUCAUAUUUACAGCCGAGAUAGCGAUAUCACGCCGGUAAUGUAUUGCACUUCCUUGGUUCCAGGCGUUUUCAACAAACACUACAAGAAGCUUCAACAGUGA
This is a messenger RNA of Soboliphyme baturini, 1401 nucleotides long. Lineage: Eukaryota; Metazoa; Nematoda; Enoplea; Dioctophymatida; Soboliphymatidae. The record is from the annotation of a GenBank genome assembly.